UCAGAAACCAACCCAAACAAUUAUUACAGCGUUGGAAAUAAUAUUUAUAAAGUCUCAUCAAUAAUAAAUAGCAAAGUUAUUUGUCAACAAGUUUUGAAUUUGAGAUCUAUGUUUCAAAAUCCGCUAGAAUCAUCUCUUCUCAACAUAUGGAAAACAUCAAAUUUAACACUUUCGCAAAACACUUACAAAGAUCUUUCUAAAAAUAUAAAUAAAAUCUGUGCUCUUUCCAAUAAAAAUAAUGAGUUCGGGUUUUUUCCAGUCAUUCAUGAUGGCGGACAAACAGAUUAAUAAUUUCAACAACAUCUUUCAACAGACACAAAAUUUAUCUACACUCCAAACAGUAUAUAACGAUUCGAUUAAAAAAACUUUACAAGUUGAAGCUGUGUCAUUUGAUGAAAUAUCUCGAAAAUUUGCUGCGACUCUUGAACCCAUGUUCAUCAGAUUGACGAACGGGAUAACUUUAUUGCGUCAGGAGGUCAAAUCUCUGCGUAAGGAAGUCAGUGAGUUAAAGCAGGAUAGAUAUAACAUAAAAUUGGUCAUCCCACAACAGCCAUUUCAAACAAUGAAGGAUUUUUUAAAUUUUGAAAAACAGCUACAGGAAGAUCCAAAUUUGUUUGCUUCAUUCGCAAGUGAAAUGGAACUCAAAACUGUUGGAAAAAAGCCCAACUUUACCAAAAAUUGUUGGAGAAAAUUAUUGGUCGAUGAACUGGCGGAAAAACUGUGCUGGAAAGGGACAGAGAAAAAAAGUGUACGCAGCCUAAAUGCAUCGAAAUCAAUUAGAAAUGCUGCAAUUGCUAUUGGAAUCGGAGAGGAUGAAUUCAUCCGGAACACAAAGUCUUUCUUCCAAUUUGCCAAAAACCGCAAAGAAAGCAAAGAAAAAUAUAAAUCAAAAAAAAUUAGCUCAACUGUAAUCUCAAAUGAAAUGAAAUAAAUGAGAAAUAACAAUACAACAAUUUAAAAACGCUUACUAUUUUAAAUUUUUUACAAGCUUAUAAAAAUUUUGCUAAACUAAGCUUAUUGUAAGUAUGUAUGUUUAGAAAACUAUUCUUUCAGUAAGCUUGUUCUAUAAUUAGACUUCUAAGCUUGUUGUAUACUUCGACUACUAAGCUUAUAGCGAGGGAUCGUUUUUCUUUAUUCUAUAAUUAUUAAAAAGCCUUUCACAACAGUAGUCACUACAGUUUCCUAAGCAUAAGGCUUAGGUCAGCAAGCUUGUUACAAGUUAUUUCCAAAGCGUUUUGGUAUGUUGGGAAGUGGCUCACUGUUUAUUCAUGAAUACAUUCACAAAUUCCGUGCCUAUUCAAAAUGUAUUUUAUACCUACGCGGAGGGGUUUUAAAAGAAACGAAACGAGCGAUUGUAGUGACUAAAAAACUUUGACUUCUUUGUUUCUUAUCCUUUUA
Bactrocera dorsalis (oriental fruit fly) is the source of this 1398-nucleotide messenger RNA. RefSeq lists its product as uncharacterized. The coding region runs from base 239 to 931 and encodes 230 amino acids. Lineage: Eukaryota; Metazoa; Arthropoda; Insecta; Diptera; Tephritidae. The record is from RefSeq and is a predicted model, not a curated record. The transcript has 4 exons.